AUGCCCGCUUCUCAACUUGAGCUCUUUCUUCGAUUGACUGGACCCUGGUCGAGCUUCGACCGCAGUAGUGCCACAUUGCACGACCACGAUCGUCGACGUGAAGUCGCAGAAUGUCGAAGGCCGCUUCACUGUGGAGCCGGCGACGCCGUGCAAGCCUCGUACGGCGGCAAAGAGACGCUCGGACUUAUAUUCGCCAACCCUCAUGACCACUGCCUCUUAUCGCUUCGCAUCCAACAUACCACCUUUCGGUCCUCGGUCAGCAUUGCUAACGCUCUGCAGGCGAACUUCUCGCAGACAUCGGUACCUGACCUAGCACUCUCAGAGAAGCGUGCCGCGGUGGUGUCCUACGCCGGCCGUCGAAAGCCUUUCUCGAUGGCGCUGUCAAAGGCCGCUUACGACCUUGCCAGGUGGGCUGUUCCGGACUUUCACGAUAAGACGCCGUACAACAGCUCCAAUGUGUGGACGAUGGUCGCGCCGAUUCUGAUCAUUGGGAUCCAGAUCCACCUGCUUCUGCGGUACGACCCGAGCACCACGCUUCCGCUGAGAGCCUCGCUCGUCCCCAUCGCCACGCUCUUUGCCCUUAGAUCCACGUAUGCCCAUUUCUACGCGGUCGCCGGUGCGGAUCAGCUGAACGGUCGAGGUCAACAUAUCAACGUUACAGUCGGAUGCGCCGCCAUGUGCUUGAUCAUCUGGACCUUCCACUGGGGCCUCGUCUGCCGACGUCCCAGGCUCAAGGUUGCUCAGAAGCCAGCGGAACACAACGCAAAGAGCGCCGGUAUGUCUGGACGCAAGACCUCGGCAGUCGAGGACUUUCCUCUCUACUUUCCGGGUACGCGUUGGCCUCUUGAGCUGGACCUUCUCUUCGGAAUCAGGGGCAUCGGUUGGGAGCAUGGCAUCAAGGACGGUGUCCCAGCUUUUCCUGUGCCGUCCUCCACUCUCCGACAGCGCUGGCGAUGGGUCUUACGCACUCUCGCACCCGUGCCUCUUUACUAUUUGGUGUACGACGCCAUCUUCACUCUCAUUAGAGACGAUCGCUUCAACGUCCACGCUGGCUCGGCCACGGGCGGUAGCAUCUGGGAUUGUCGUCAAGGCUUCUUCGGUGCCGCCGGUCCAUAUCUGAUCUGUGCUGCAUACGGUGUCACAUUCACUUGCUCCAUGUACCUGCAGCAUGCCGUCGUUGCUUCCAUCGCGGUCGGUCUAUUCGGCGACCUGCCUUUGCGAUGGGAUCCUCCUGCGUUUAGGCAGCCUUGGCUGUCUACCUCGGUGCAUCAAUUCUGGAGCAAGCGAUGGCAUCAGUAUCUGCGCUUCUCGUUUCUCGCCGCCGGCUUUUGGCCGGUCCGGCCCCUCGUGCAAGGCAUGCUGGGGAGGCGCGCAGCUUACGCAGUUGGCACGUUUGGCGCCUUUCUCGCCUCGGCCGCUGUCCAUAACUUUGGCAGCGCCGCUGUGACACCAGGACACAACCUGAAAAACCUGGAGGUCGCCAUGUUCUUCAUCAUCCAGCCUCUAGCUAUCUUUGGUGAGCAUCUGUGGCAGCGCUGCACCGGAUACCGCGUCCGUGGUUUCUUCGGAUGGCUCUGGACCAUGACCUGGAUGCUUGCGACCGCCCCUCUUCUGUUCGACACUCUCACUCGAGCAGGCAUGCUGUCUGCACAGAGCAUAUCGUUCGGGCUCACGCAACACUAUGUUCCGCGGCCGCUCGACUGGUGGGACGACUUCAAUGCGUCCAAGUAG
This is a messenger RNA of Moesziomyces antarcticus, 1731 nucleotides long. RefSeq lists its product as uncharacterized. NCBI's taxonomy places the organism in Eukaryota, Fungi, Basidiomycota, Ustilaginomycetes, Ustilaginales, Ustilaginaceae. The record is from RefSeq and is a predicted model, not a curated record. Gene Ontology annotation, biological process: lipid metabolic process. The transcript has 3 exons. Bases 1 to 1731 code for a protein of 576 amino acids.